GCCAUCCACCCACCGAGUCUCUCUCAGUCUCUCGCUCUCUUAAAAGAAGGUUACCGGACUCCAAAACUGACCGUUGAGCUUACGAAGCCCAGCGCAGUGGCUUCUUUUCCGUACCCCCGGUGGCGCGAUUCAUACCUCUGCGAUCUGGUCCCCCGCCGGCGAUUGAGAAGGAGCAGGACUCUGGUAGCCGAUCUGGGAGGUGUUCGCCAUGGCGUUAGCCGAAGUCAAGGCGGGGACGGAGGGGAAGGGGUGGGGGAUUUUCCGGCUGCCUUUCUUCGGCGGCGGGGGCGGAGGUGGAGGAGGUGAUGGAGGAUCGUCGUCCAACUCUUCGUCGACGUUCAUUUUGACGCAUAACCACCAUUACCGAUCGUCGGGGCAGGUGGAGGGAGGGGCCGCGGCGGCGCAGGCCGGAAGGCGCAGCUCCGGCGCCAGCUCGGUCUCGUCGGUUGCCAGGUCGCUGCUGCCCACCAGACGCCGCCUUCGGCUCGAUCCGCCCACCAAGCUCUACUUCCCUUAUGAACCUGGAAAACAGGUGCGAAGUGCAAUCAGGAUUAAGAACACCAGCAAGUCGCAUGUGGCAUUUAAGUUUCAAACAACUGCACCUAAGAGCUGUUUCAUGCGUCCUCCUGGAGGUAUACUCUCCCCAGGGGAGAGUAUCAUUGCUACUGUUUUCAAGUUUGUUGAGCAACCAGAGAAUAAUGAAAAGCCAAUGGAUCAAAAGAGCAAGGUUAAGUUCAAGAUUGUUAGCUUGAAGGUGAAUGGUCCUAUGGAAUAUGUACCAGAGCUAUUUGAUGAGCAGAAAGAUCAGGUUGCAGUAGAGCAAAUUCUGAGGGUUGUCUUCCUGGACCCAGAUCACCCCUGCCCUCAAAUGGAGAAGCUGAAGAGGCAACUGGCUGAGGCUGAGGCCGCACUGGAGGCACGCAAGAAGCCCCCUGAAGACACAAGUCCUCGGAUUGUUGGAGGACUGGUUAUCGAUGAAUGGGUAAUACUCUUUUUCCUUGCUAUUUGGCUUCUAUGCAUUUUCUACUUUCAAAUGAGCAUUUUUUCCAGUUCCCUUCCUUUUUAUUUUCAGAAAGAAAGAAGAGAACGAUAUCUUGCUCAGCAGCAGCAGGUGGAAGGGGUUGAUUCAGUUUGAAGUAUGAUUCCUUUUGUCAAUGUAGCUCUUGUAUCUUCUUUUGCUUGUGUUGUAUUGUAUGAUCUGUUUUGUUUAAGAGAAAGAACAUGUCAUUUGUCCCCCCAUAAUGUUCAAGAGUGUGAGGAGGGUGAAAUAAUGGAGUUCACACAUCAUGAUCUCUUUUGGAUUUGGAAAUAUUGUACUUGAAUGAGGAUAUCAUGCCAUUGUAUAUAAUGGUAUUAUUCAUCUUGUCAACAAAUAAAAGAUAAGUUGAAUGGCAAGGUCCAAGAAGUUUCUCC
Molecule: messenger RNA, 1413 nt
Organism: Musa acuminata AAA Group (dessert banana)
Lineage: Eukaryota; Viridiplantae; Streptophyta; Magnoliopsida; Zingiberales; Musaceae
Product: vesicle-associated protein 4-2-like
Exons: 6
Coding region: 209-1135 (308 amino acids)
Biological process (GO): endoplasmic reticulum membrane organization
Cellular component (GO): plasma membrane; endoplasmic reticulum membrane
Source: RefSeq, a predicted model, not a curated record